Malaya genurostris is the source of this 1542-nucleotide messenger RNA. RefSeq names its product elongation of very long chain fatty acids protein 4-like. Gene Ontology annotation, molecular function: fatty acid elongase activity. NCBI's taxonomy places the organism in Eukaryota, Metazoa, Arthropoda, Insecta, Diptera, Culicidae. The record is from RefSeq and is a predicted model, not a curated record. Gene Ontology annotation, biological process: very long-chain fatty acid biosynthetic process; fatty acid elongation, saturated fatty acid; fatty acid elongation, monounsaturated fatty acid. The transcript has 6 exons. Gene Ontology annotation, cellular component: endoplasmic reticulum membrane. The coding region runs from base 515 to 1381 and encodes 288 amino acids.
UGAACAGCGCACCACGCGAGCUCUCCGCGUGUGAUUCCGAAAUCGUUGUGGUCCUACCGAGAAAAGUUUACAAUAACGAAAGCGCUUCCGUCUAUCCGGUUUAGUUACCUGGAAUUUCAUUGAGUAGAAACCUACCAAAGUUCUUAGGCAAUAUGCCCCACUAAGCUGCUUGAAAGUGAAAUAACAAAUAGUGUCUAGACCACGGUGUGUGUACGUUUAGCGACAUCGAAUUAUUUGUGUGAUUGACGGUGGGAAAGAAGAACAAAUAUUAGCCGGGUUCGUUGCCGGUUUUUGGUGCGACUCCACGGACCAGGCGACCAGGUUGGAAUCACUUUCUUCGUUGUGAAAAGUCAAACAAGAAGUACUGGAAAAGUGAAACUGGUGAUUGCUUUGCGUUGUUUGUACUGAUGUGUGGUAAUAAUUUGGCAAAGAAAUUUACGGGUGACAUGCUCUAGGCUUGACUGUUGACCACGGAGUGGAACUAUUCAAAAUUUAGCUAAGACUUACAUUGUAUAUGAAAAUGUACAACCAAAACGAAAGCAUACCGUUUUAUGACAUCUUCGGUUACUACGAAUGGACUCUCACACUGGCAGAUCCUCGAACGAAAGGAUGGCUGCUAGUGGAUUCACCUGUGCCGACCCUGCUUUGUGUAUGUGUCUACCUUUUUGUGGUUCGAAUUGGUCCCAAAUUAAUGCAAGACCGUAAACCUUUCGACCUUAACUCGAUAUUGAUACCAUACAACCUUGUGAUGGCGUUGCUCAAUUUGUACAUUUGUGUUCAAUUGUUCAUUGGUUCGGUGCAGUUACGGUACAGCUAUAUUUGUGAGCCGUGCAGGCAGAGUUUUUCUGCUCCUGAGAUGAGGAUUGUAGGAGCAGUGUGGUGGUACUAUUUCUCCAAAGUGCUAGAGUUCGCAGAUACGUUGUUCUUUAUUCUUCGUAAAAAAGACAAUCAAUUGUCAUUCCUUCAUGUGUAUCAUCACAGCACCAUGUUCUCUUUCUGGUGGAUUGGCGUGAAAUGGGUACCCAGUGGUAGUACCUUUUUACCCGCUAUGGUUAACUCGUUCAUACACGUUCUUAUGUAUACGUACUACGGAGUAUCUGCCCUAGGUCCGCACAUGAAUAAAUAUCUGUGGUGGAAAAAGUACCUGACCAUGCUGCAAUUGAUUCAGUUUACCUUCGCAAUGCUGCUCGGAGUUAACGGUAUCGUUACCGGAUGUGAGUUCCCCCUGUGGAUGCACUAUACGCUCAUCGGAUAUAUGAUUUCCUUCAUCGUCCUAUUCGGUAAUUUCUACGCUCAGGCCUACCUUAAGGGACAUUCCAUCAAACAGUUCGAAAUCAAUGCCAACUGUUUGGAUCUUAAAUCGAGGAACAAAGAUGAGUAGUGUCGGUAUUAAAAAAAAACAUUCAAAAUAGUGACUUAACUUAUACGAGAUAGGCUAUAAAUAUAGAUUUGAAAGCGUAUUCCAAAUGACAAUACACGAGUUAUGAGAAAAGCAAAGAGUGUAGGUUUAUGUUAUACAAAAUAAAACGAUUCACAUGGAAA